UCCCUCGAACUUGCACCCCCUUGUUGCCAAACAUAGUGUGAAUGUGAACUCUGUUUCACGAAGCAUUCGCUCCUUUUCCCGAUAAACCCAACCGCCCAAUUCACGACAGAAUCAAUGCGAUUCGACGUAUGAAAUUGCCUCUUCUUCUCUGCUUUUUGUCGAGCUCAUUCUUUCUCUGCCCUUGUCCCUCUCCAUCAUCUCCAGUCAUCCAACUCAAUCUCAGCUGUAUUCCUUGAAAGAUUGCCCCUGCUCGUCCGGAUUCACGGCGGAAAAGAAGCAAGCAAGCAAGACUAGAAAUAUGCUUGAAGGUUUUGUAAAAGAUGGAUCUUUUAAAUGGUUACUUGGGAAGCGGACUUACUUUGAUGAAGACUUUGAGGAAAUGGGAAGGUCACCUUAUGCUAAUAGUAACAGGAUUGCAGAGCUAUCUCCACUUGCUAAUGUGGUCGUUCGUAGAUGUUCCAAAAUUCUUGAAACUUCACCAACCGGCCUCCAAGAAAGUUUCAAUGCAGAAGCUUCUGAUUCCAUAAAACACCCAUCUCGCUAUGCCAGGAACUUCUUGGAAUACUGUUGCUUCAGGACACUGGCUGUGUCCAUCCAGGUAGUAGGUCACCUGGGUGAUAAGAAGUUCCGGCGAUUGGCAUAUGAUAUGAUGUUAGCUUGGGAGGCUCCAGCUGCUUCCAGUCAACCCCUGCCUAAUGCAGAUGAAGACCCUACAGUUGGGCUUGACGCCUUCUCGCGGAUAGCUCCAGCAGUUCCGCUCAUCGCUAAUGUUGUUAUAAGUGAAAAUCUCUUUCAAGUGCUGACUGUGUCAACUGAUGACCGACUUCAGUUUUCUAUCUUUGACAAGUACCUAAGUGGAUUGGAAAGAGCAGUAAAGAGAAUGAAAUCCCAAUCGGAUUCAUCACUUCUUGCUGACGUGCGAUCUGCAAAAAGAGAGAGGAUUCUAGAAGUAGAUGGAACAGUAACCACCCAACCAGUUCUUGAACAUGUUGGCGUAUCUACUUGGCCUGGUCGUUUAACUCUUACAGAUCAUGCUUUGUACUUUGAAGCUCUUCGCGUUGUAUCCUAUGACACACCGAAAGUAUAUGACCUUUCAGAAGACUUGAAGCAAGUUGUUAAACCUGAAUUAACUGGACCAUGGGGGACUCGACUCUUUGACAAAGCAGUUUUCUACAGUUCUAAUUCAUUAUCAGAACCUGCUAUUAUAGAGUUCCCUGAGCUUAAAGGACAUACUCGCCGUGACUAUUGGCUUGCAAUUAUCCGUGAAAUUUUACUGGUCCACAAAUUCAUAAAAAAGUUUCAGAUCUUAGGAGUUACAAGGGAUGAGGCUCUUUCAAAGGCUGUGCUUGGAAUCUUGCGAUUACAAGCCAUUCAAGAACUUAGUUCUGUAGAUUUGGUCUGCCAUGACGAUAUUCUCAUGUUUAAUCUGUGUGAACAACUCCCCGGAGGGGAUUUAAUACUAAGAACUCUAGCAAAUAUGUCCUUGGUAGAGCUAUCUAACCAACAUAAGCAUGGAGGUAGAAUGUACUCAGCCUCAUCGUUGGCAAUGGUUUCUGGUUUGGGAUUUGUUUUUGGUACCACUUCAAGUGAUCCUAAUGUGACGGCACUUGUUGUUGGUGAGGUAGCUGUUGGUGAGAUGGGCUGUUUGGAAAAGUCAGUCAGGGAAUCAAAGGACAGCUAUAAAAAAGUGGUUGUAGCUCAAGCAACAGUGGAUGGGGUUAAAGUUGACGGCCUUGACACUAAUCUGGCCGUCAUGAAGGACAUUCUGCUCCCAGUUUUGGAAGUUGGGAAAUGGCUUCUUUCCUUGUUGUAUUGGGAUGCCCCAAAGAAGUCCUUCUUGUUCUGCUUGUUUUUUUCUUAUGUCAUCUGGAGGUAAGUUUUCAUUCUUUUGACAUAAUUGUUGACUCCUAGAAUCGGGAUAUCUGCUGUUGGCAAAGUCAAUGCUUUUCACCAUCGUUAUAAUAGACUUCUCAGAUGGUUGGGUGGUUCACUCUCUAGAUCAUUGGAUAUGCCAAGACAGUACUGAGAUAUGUUGAAGGGUAAUAAAAGUGUGAUAUGGCUUAGGGUAUUCCGAGUUAGGCAGACAGAAGUCUUUUUGUGUUUGGGUCACAUGUUCCAGUAAGCUGUGCAUUAGCCCAAUCUCCUUUUAAGAAUGAUGCGAAAUGUACAUUCAGCCACAGUAUAUGGCAAAACAAUUCAGAAUCAGAACUGAGGUGAGGUGAGCAGAAAGUUGCUUUCAUGUUUAGUUCUUUGAGGAGCAGAUCUGCAAGAUGUCGCCUGUUCACAAGUGAGCUGGUAGCAGUUUCUGUUAACUGGCAACCGAGUGCUGCUAGAGAUUUCAUAAUUUCUUCUGUUGGUGGUAACUGGUAACUUAUAGAGUCUGGUUGAGUCAUUUGCUUCUCAGUCAUCAAGUUAAGUUGUCAAAACUGUCUGCUUGAUGGCCGCCUCAACUCCCCUGUAUUUUCUCCUGGGUUCCUAAAAGUUUCUCGCUUUACUUAGCUUUGUUAUAGUGUUUCCUGGGACAGAUCCAAACCUAUUGCAGAAAUAUACUAAACGUACAUCUUUUAGUGGUUGUACUCUGAAAAGAUUAUCAUUUUUGUCUUAAAAUGGCGAUGCCUUGGUGUCUGUCUCAGUAUACGUGCAUCGGUUUCAAAAAUUUGAGCUCCUCAAUGAUUAUGUUGUCAAGAAAAUAUCAAGCUAGUUAGGGAUGUAAUAGAAUGGAGAAAGAGCUGUUCCACUAACACAGUUGUUGUGCUUCAGGGACUGGUUGGGCUAUGCUUCCGGACUGAUGUUCGCUUCCCUGGCCGUGUUUAUGUUGCUUACUCGGUUUUUGAACCGAGGGCAGUCGGUCAAUGAACUGAAGGUAAUAGCACCACCACCAAUGAACACAAUGGAACAGCUUCUCGCUGUCCAGAAUGCGAUUUCCCAGGUGGAGCAGCUGAUCCAGGAUGGCAACAUUGGCCUACUAAAAGUCCGAGCUCUACUGCUUUCCGUCUUUCCUCAGGCGAGCGAUAAGUUUGCAGCAGCGCUGUUGGGGAUGGGGUUAGUGCUGGCCAUCUUGCCAUUGAAGUUGGUACUUCUGUUGGGUUUCCUGGAGGUGUCCACAAGGCACUCGCCGUCAAGAAAAGAAAGCUCGGAGAGGUGUGCGAGGAGAAUGAGGGAAUGGUGGUUCAGCAUACCGGCCGCGCCCGUCGUACUUGACAGAGACAAGGAUGACAAGAAAAAGAAGUAGGCGUGACGUGAUAUGAGCUAAAACCUUGAUUACUUCUGUCAGUGUA
Molecule: messenger RNA, 3278 nt
Organism: Linum tenue
Lineage: Eukaryota; Viridiplantae; Streptophyta; Magnoliopsida; Malpighiales; Linaceae
Source: the annotation of a GenBank genome assembly